Molecule: messenger RNA, 1359 nt
Organism: Aspergillus tubingensis
Lineage: Eukaryota; Fungi; Ascomycota; Eurotiomycetes; Eurotiales; Aspergillaceae
Exons: 1
Coding region: 1-1359 (452 amino acids)
Source: RefSeq, a predicted model, not a curated record
AUGAUUCUGUCCUAUCCCUCCGCCGUUACUACCCUUGCUGGGUUGGCAUUGCUUGCUCAACUUGCUUCUGCCUCUCAAAUACCUCUCCCCAUUUUGAAAGACUUCGAUGAUACUGGCGUUCUUGGUGGGCUCUACCGACCCAACACCACGAGCCCACGCUCGCGCAUCGGCAUCUAUAUCAUGCAUACGGAGCAGGACUACACCUCCUUUGUUGGCUGUACAGAGCUUCAGGAGCGUGGGUUUACAGUGUUUUUCGCCAACAACGAAGCCAGCAAAUCCGGCUAUAUGUCAGACAUAAACUUUGAGGAUAUGAUGCUCCAGGCCAACACGGGCUUGGCCUGGUUGCGCAACCAGACCGAUAUCGACAAGGUGGUUAUUCUCGGCCACAGCGGUGACGGUGCGAUGACGGCCCAUUACCAGAACGUCGCAGAGAAUGGAGUGUCCGCGUGCAAUGGCCCAGAGAAAAUCUAUCCUUGUUCCAAUGCUCUGGCUGGCCUUGAGCCUGCUGACGGCCUAAUGCUGCUGGAUGCUAACUACGGCAUCUCCACCAUGGGCCUGCUAAGUCUGAACCCGGCUAUCGAAGAUGAAACGAAGGCCUCAAAACUCAACCAGUCCCUCAACAUUUAUAACCCUGAUAAAGGGUUCAGCAAUGGCACUCAAUCAAACUUCACUUCAGAGUUCAAAAAGAGGUUUACGAAGGGGAUUGUGGCUCGCAACAACCGUGUCCUGGAACAUGCCCAGCACCGUCUCAAGGAAAUCGAGAAAGGCAAUGGGAUGUUCGGUGAUGACGAGCCCCUCACCAUCCCUGCGGCUCUUUACCUUGCUACCAACAACCUCUUCAUUUCUCAAGAUGUUCGAACUUUGCAUCACACUACCUAUCCUUGGGUUUUGCUUGAAAAGAACGGUACGACCGAGCAGAUUAUUCAAUCGGUGCGUGUCCCCUCCGGCUGGGUCGAUGUCUCCAACUCCUGGGAACAAGCUGCUCUCAAGACUACCGUCCGGCGGUACCUCUCCACCCUGGCCAUUCGAGCCAACGAGAACUUCAACAUUCUGGCAGAUAACUUCGAAGGCAUAGAGUACGAUUCUACCCAGAUGGCACCUGCAGCAUCGAUCAAAGGCGUCAGCGUCCCGCUCUUGACCGUGGGAAUGACUGGACACUACGAGUACUUGAACGCUGAAAAGAUCCACCUUAAUGCCGUCAAGAGCAACGAUACCUCGAUCGCGUUUGUUCAAGGCGCUCAGCAUGGCAUUUACCCCUGCACCGAGUGUGAGUCGUACCCUGGAGAAUUUGGAGACACCGUCAAAACAUGCUUCAACUAUGUUGCGGGUUGGCUUUCCGAGCGGGGUCGCUUCCUGUGA